Messenger RNA from Punica granatum (pomegranate), 2126 nucleotides. The record is from RefSeq and is a predicted model, not a curated record. NCBI's taxonomy places the organism in Eukaryota, Viridiplantae, Streptophyta, Magnoliopsida, Myrtales, Lythraceae.
AUUACGGCUCCUCCUCCGGGGCGGGUUGUGCUAUAAAAGAGGCGUAUGAGCUGAUUCCCCAGCAGCAUAUUGUGGCGAGACUCUGCGAGUGUGACUGCUCCAUUCCUUUCUCUCUCUAGAAUCACCACAGUCCAUUCUCUCUCUCUCUCUCUCUCUUUCCCCCCCCAGUCUCUCCAUCCUUCCAUUCUCAGCAGAGACAAGUGUAAGUCGCGUGCUGCUCAAUCAGUGGGACAGAACGAACGGAAAAGAUUUUUGCUUGACCGAUCGUUCAUGGUGGAGGAGAAGGGGGAAGACAUGAACUUGAUAUUCUGAGGUUCUCUCUUUUCCGGCAAAGCUUGGAACGGAGCAGAGCAGCAGUCUCUCUCUCUCUCUCUCUCUCACUCUCCCCUUUCCUCUGCUUUUCCUUUUUCUCCAUUUCCAUUUUUAACUUUCUCGGAAACUCCCGGGUCUGGUCUCUCCUGUUCACACACCCGUUCUCGUCUCUGCUCUGCUUUUCCUCCCAUCCCACGCACAGUCCCCCCCUUUUCUCUGCUUUCGUGUAUUAGGCUUUGCUUUCCUUGAAAUUGCUAGCCCUUUGUUCUUAUUUUAGCCAUACAUGCUCUGAUUUUCUCUCCCUUUCGAGCUUCAUUUCCCACGCACAGAGACCUAGAGAGAAAGAGAAGAGAGAGAGAGCUUUUCUUUCUUUUUUCCGUAUCUUUAUUCUCCUCCCUCCCGUCCGCUUUUCUCCCACCCCCAGCUACUUCACGGCCACUCAUCACUCACCCACUUCGCCAUCUGAUGAUAACAGCGAGGAUAAUCUGAGAUUCUUUCUUCCUGUGCCUGCCGACAUCUCUCUCUGUCUGAAUCAUCUGCCCACAAUGGAAACCAGUAACAGUGUUCUGCCCCCGGUUAAGUUCACCGAGCAUUGGAGCCACACCAGGCUCGUGAGCUCUGAGCCUCUUCGAAAUCCCGGGAGCUGUCCGGACCUGAAGCCCCGGACGGUGCGGAUAUCGUUCACCGAUGCCGACGCCACCGACUCCUCGAGCGACGAGGAGUGCGGGAGUGGCUCCCUGUUUCCCCGGAGGAGGGUGAAGAAAUUCGUACACGAGAUUACUGUCGACUCGUGCGCGAAGAGGAGCGACGUCGUUUCACCGAGCAGGUCGAAGAGAAAGUCAAAGAGCGGGCUUUCGGCGGGCCGGCGGGACCUGAAGUCGCCGCCUGGGAGGAAGUUCCGAGGGGUCCGCCAGCGGCCUUGGGGGAAAUGGGCGGCCGAGAUCAGAGACCCGAUGAGGCGUGUACGGCUGUGGCUGGGCACUUACGAUACGGCGGAGGAGGCCGCGAUCGUGUACGACAACGCUGCCAUCCAGCUCCGCGGGCCCGAUGCGCUCACCAACUUCUCCAGCCCCCCGACGCCGGUCAAGCCCUUGCCGGAGAAGAAGGCUCCUGCCGAGGCCGCAUCCACCAGCUCUGGGUACAACUCUGGCGACGAGUCCCAGGCGGCCCGCUCCCCGACCUCCGUACUCCGGUGCCAGCUGUCACCUCCGGGCAGCAACGAGGAGGCGGAGUCUCAGAGCGCCGCCCCGAGCUUCCAUUCCGGCGAGAACCUCGUGCCAGAAGAGGCAUCGUGCUCUGUGUCGGAGAACUUCUCGGAAUUCUCGGACUACUCGCCGUUCGACUCGCUGUUGGCCGGCGACAUGUUCGAUUUCCAGAGCUCGGUGCCUGGUCUGUUCGACGACGACCCGGGCUUCGGGGAGAGUGUACUGAAGCAGGAGUACUACGCGGAUCUGUUCGUCAAUCCGGGGGAGGAUCUCGGGUUCGGAUCCGGAUUCGGGUCCUCCACGUGGAACCUCGACGACCAUUUUCAGGAUAUCGGGGACAUAUUCGGGUCGGAUCCUCUCGUAACGGUGUGACAAUGAGGGUCCCCCACUCUUUUUUUUUUUUUUUUCGGCCCUAUGCCGGUUUUUUCGGCAAAGUUUUGUAUCGGGAAGAAACAUAGUAUCGGCGGUGUUUCUGUUAACUUAUUAUUAUUUUUUUCGUUCAUAGAUAUUAUGAUAUAUGAAUGUAUUAAUUAAUGGCAAUAUAUAUAUAUAUAUAUAUAUAUGAGAGACCCUCGCCGUCAAGUUAACGGUGACGGCCGAGUUUGGCUA